This is a messenger RNA of Acanthisitta chloris (rifleman), 1670 nucleotides long. RefSeq names its product solute carrier family 40 (iron-regulated transporter), member 1 (gene SLC40A1). The coding region runs from base 15 to 1628 and encodes 537 amino acids. The transcript has 6 exons. The record is from RefSeq and is a predicted model, not a curated record. Gene Ontology annotation, molecular function: iron ion transmembrane transporter activity; peptide hormone binding. Gene Ontology annotation, biological process: iron ion transmembrane transport. Gene Ontology annotation, cellular component: basolateral plasma membrane. Lineage: Eukaryota; Metazoa; Chordata; Aves; Passeriformes; Acanthisittidae.
UAAAGGGAGAUCGUAUGUGGCAUUUUGCUGUGUCUGUAUUCCUGGUUGAACUCUAUGGGCAAAGCUUACUCCUGACUGCGGUCUAUGGACUGGUGGUGGCAGGAUCAGUUCUUCUCCUGGGAGCUCUUAUUGGAGACUGGGUGGACAAGAACUCCAGGCUCAAAGUGGCCCAGACAUCCUUGAUUGUUCAGAAUGCAUCUGUCAUCCUGUGUGGUAUUAUCCUGAUGAUUAUCUUCAUGUUUAAGACUCAGCUCUUGACCUUAUACCAUGGAUGGCUUCUUACGGUGUGCUAUAUCCUGGUUAUCACCAUAGCAAAUAUUGCCAAUUUGGCCAGCACUGCCACAGCGAUCACAAUUCAGAGGGACUGGAUUGUGGUGGUUGCAGGGGAAGACAGAAGCAGACUGGCAGAUAUGAAUGCCACAAUAAGGAGGAUUGAUCAGUUGACCAAUAUUUUGGCCCCAAUGGCAGUUGGGCAGAUCAUGACAUUUGGCUCCCCAAUGAUUGGCUGUGGAUUCAUUUCUGGCUGGAACCUGAUGUCAAUGUGUGUGGAGUAUCUGCUGCUCUGGAAGGUUUAUCAGAAAACCCCUACUCUGGCUCUCAAAUCGGCAAAAGUUGAAGAAUCUGAACUGAAACAGCUGAAUGUCAAGAAAGAGAGUGACAUGAAACCUGCAGAAGGAGUGCAGUUAAUUGUUGAGAAAGAUGUCAGUGGCUUUGAGGCUCCCCAGGAGAAGGAAGUUGGCUGUGGUGCCCGGAUUGCCGAGCCUUUCGUAACUUUCCGCGAUGGAUGGGUUGCGUACUACAACCAGCCGGUGUUCCUGGCAGGCAUGGGGCUUGCCUUUCUGUACAUGACUGUCCUGGGCUUUGAUUGUAUUACUACAGGCUAUGCAUACACUCAGGGUCUGAGUGGCUCUGUGCUCAGCCUCCUCAUGGGUGCCUCAGCAGUCACUGGAAUCCUGGGGACAGUAGCGUUCACCUGGCUCCGUCGCAAAUGUGGCCUCGUUCGCACAGGCCUCAUUUCUGGAGUCGCUCAGUUUGCUUGUCUGAUCUUAUGUGCCAUCUCUGUGUUUAUGCCUGGGAGUCCUAUGGAUUUGACUGUUUCCCCAUUUGCUGACAUCAGUGCCAGGCUGUUUGAAAAUGAACCGUUACCUACUAUAGCAUCUCCAGAACCUGGAAUGGUUUUUGCAACUGGAAUGCCCAAUUUAAAUGGGUCGACUACUCCUGCUAAUAGUGACCCAGAGAUUAGUCCUGAGCCUGUGCCUUUACUCUCUGUUAGUCUCCUGUUUGCAGGAGUCAUUGCUGCUAGAGUUGGCCUUUGGUCCUUUGAUUUGACUGUCACACAGUUACUCCAAGAAAAUGUGGUAGAAUCUGAAAGAGGCAUCAUAAAUGGUGUCCAGAACUCCAUGAAUUAUCUUCUUGAUUUGCUGCACUUCAUCAUGGUCAUUUUGGCCCCAAACCCUGAAGCUUUUGGCUUAUUGGUGCUUAUUUCUGUGUCUUUUGUUGCAAUGGGCCACAUAAUGUACUUCAGGUUUGCCCAGAAGAGCUUGGGCAAACAGCUUUUUGUUUGUUGCACUCCUGAUCCCAAAGAAGUCCCUGACAGUUCACCACCCGGUAACACCUCUACUGUCUGAAAAGAUCCUCUUCUCUUACUAACCUGCUACACAAAUAUCGUG